This is a messenger RNA of Plenodomus lingam JN3, 348 nucleotides long. Lineage: Eukaryota; Fungi; Ascomycota; Dothideomycetes; Pleosporales; Leptosphaeriaceae. The record is from RefSeq and is a predicted model, not a curated record.
AUGAUAUUUUUACUAAUAGGAGGUGGUGAUAAUAGAGGUGGUGAUAGAGGUGGUGGUAGAGGUAGUGGAGGUAGUAGAGGUAGUGGAGGUGGUGGAGGUGGUAGAGGUGGUGGAGGUGGUGGAGGUGGUGGAGGUAGUGGAGGUGGUGGAGGUGGUGAUAGAGGUGGUGAUAGAGGUGGUGAUAGAGGUGGUGAUAGAGGUGGUGAUAGAGGUGGUGAUAGAGGUAGUGGAGGUAGUGGAGGUAGUGGAGGUAGUGGAGGUAGUGGAGGUAGUGGAGGUGGUGGAGGUGGUGGAGGUGGUGAUAGAGGUGGUGAUAGAGGUGGUGAUAGAGGUAGUAAAGAAGAUUAA